GGUAAGUUGAAGGUGCAGACAUUGGGAUUCAGCUUGUUUGUUUUUACUUGUUGAAGGUCGUUGAUUUCUUUUUCUUGUUGUUUUGUUGUGUAUUUCUGCGUUGUGUGUCAAUUUUUGUUUUUGCUUCGGUGUCCAGGUUCUUUCUGCAGUUUCUGAUUCUACAUUUUCAGCGGUUCCUUUGCAUUCUAAUGUCGCUCUCUCUCCGAUUCUGUUUCCUGCACCUGUUUCCUCUCCGGUUUACGACGCGGUCUUUUUGUAGUGCCGACGUUUCGGCAUGCCACACCAGAAUGGUAAGGAUCCGGCGGACUCGUCCAAUGCCGCCAGACAAGGUCACAACACGAAGAGUUUCGACUCGCCGUUCAAGGUUGAUCCGACAACCGACGGCAAGAGAGACGACCCCGUCUGGCAUUUCAUCGCACGAGGUCGUUAUUUGGAUGGGUCCACUGCGGCGGGUAGAAAGAGUGGUCGUCGCUGCAUGUGCAGGUUGUGCGGCCGUUCGAUGUGCAGGGGCGCUAAGGCCGCCAAGGAACACUUCUCAAAGAGCGAGAAGUUCCGAUGUGAGGUGGCCACUCCUGCAGUGUGGUAUGCCAUCUGGUCAAAGGACAUGACAAAAUGUCCGAAGGAGUUCGUAUCGGCUAUCGAGGCAUUGCAGAGCUUAUCUCACGAUCAUCCGAACUUCCAGUGGCCACCGCUACGAUACCUCGGGGACUCAGUGCCGCCCCUCGAUUCCGCCACCGCCCCCUCGGAGACGGUGCCUUCGUCCAGUCCAUCCGUUCGAGUUACAGUGCCGCGUCGAACGCCACCACGUCCACCAGCUCCAGCGUCUGCACCGCAGACAGGGACACAGGGUGCAGGUGGUUUACACGUCGGUCGGUCCGUGUCGGCCAAUGAGGCCCCUCCUGUUCGAGGGGGUGGGGGCUGUGCGGAGUUCGACGAACACGGCACACAUGCUCGACAACCUGCUUCCCUAGUUGGGGAACAGGCAAUGCCUGGGCUGGGUGCUUCUGAGGUCCCCAUUCCGGUGUCUGAUUCGUCGCCAACCCCGCUUCCACCGACGACAGGUGUUGCUGCAACUGCUCCACCUGUUCUUACCGGUUCAUUGGAUCCUUUGUACCGCAUGCGCGACAUUGCAGCGGCCCAGAGCGCAGCACCUGAGAGUCCUAGUGGGUUGUUGGAUGUCGGGAUCCUUGGCGGGCAAGCCACGACGGGACGUGGCCGGGGCACCUUUCGCCAACAGGCCGUCACGUCGUAUUAUUCGGACCCUUUGGAGCACGCGUGGCAUUUGCAGAUCAUGCGCUUCAUCGUCGAGAGUGGGAUGGCGUUCAACUACGUUAAGCUUGAAAGCUUCAAACGCAUGUUCGCGAUGAUCAUCCCGUCGGGGGUUCCAGGGGCGCCCACACCCAAAGUACCCACGUACCACAUGGUGCGCACAUCCCUUUUGGAUGAGCUGGAUGCAGAGGUCCAAAAGUGUGUUCGGCCACUUCUUGACACGGCGAGAGAGUUUGGUUGCACAAUCAUAACCGACGGUUGGACCAACAUUAGGGGUCAGACAUUGUGCAACUACCUUGUCGGGAUAAAUUUGGGGGCAGCUUAUGUGGCCACCGACGUCAUGCACGGGAAGAAGGGCGCCACUGCCCUUGCGACCGCGUGGCUGAAGAGGGUGAAGUCCAUGGGCAUGGACUUGAUCGACAUCACAACAUUCGUGACGGACUCCGCCGGGGUGAACGUCGCAGCGAUGGAGGUUUUCCAGAAGGACGAGAGCGUCAAACACAUCUUCUGGAUUCCAUGCGUCGCUCAUGUGAUGGAUCUAAUUCUCGAGGACAUCGGCGGGAUUGAUUGGGUGGCCCCCCGCAUCGCGCAGGCGAGGUUGGUGACGAGGUUCUUCAAGCGCCAUGGCCACGCACGGGAGGUUUUGGAGGUCUUCUCGACGAAGACCCUUCUACUGCCGGAGGAGACUCGAUUCGCCACUAACGUCAUCAUGAUGACGAGGCUUGUGGACCUGCGGGGAGAGCUCACGCAGCUUGUUGGCAACCACCGGUGGCGUGAGACUGUUUGGUCGACCAGCAAGAUCCGCAAGGACGCCGCAGAGGUCACUGCGUGUAUCGGGUCUCCUCCAUGGUGGGAGGAUUUGAGAGCUUUGUGCAAGAUGUUGGAGCCUAUCAUGGAUAUGUUGAGGCUAGUCGAUAGUGACACACGCCAGAUAAGCAAGAUUUUGCGUCGUUACGAGAUUAUGAUCGCAUCUUGCUUGUCUGCGUGUCGCGACCUCGAUCGGGAGCAGCAGGACGCUAUUUUGGAGGUGUUCGACAGGCGGCGCACCAUGUUCCGGACACCCGCCCACACAGCAGCCAUGUUGCUGGAUCUCGACCAGGAGGUGCAGCAGGGAUUGAUCGAAGCCCUGGUCCAGUUCGGCUAUCCAGAGGGAUCAGUGCAGCACGAGGAGGUCCUUAAGGCGGUAUUCAAGUUCCACACAAAGGAGCCUCCUUUCGAUGAUGUCAACAUGCGGCGAUCGUUGGCAUGCUACAGCCACCCUGCCAGUUUUUGGUCUGCGAAGAGUGCGAAGUACCCUCACACGACGUUCUUUGCCGGUGUCGGAGGAACGAGGCGUGGUGGCAGGACUGCCGCAUUCGGGACUCGUCGACAGCGGGCAGACGGUUUCAUCCGCAAGGCCCGCCAGCGUUGGGACGAGGGAGACUUCUUGUUCGACAACUCAUCCAGCGACGACGAGGAUUUCUUUGCAUUGGGCACGCCCGCGCCUACGGACGAUAAGAGAGGCGACGGCGACGACAGAGGUGGUGGUGGAGGAGGUGGCGGAGGAGGUGGCGGACGAGGUGGCGGCGGAGGUGGUGGCGGCGGAGGAGGUGGCGGAGGAGGUGGCGGAGGCGACGAGGUGGCGGAGGCGACAACAGAGGUGGCGAAGGAGGUGGCGGAGGAGGUGGCGGAGGCGACGACAGAGGUGCCGGAGGAGGAGGCGGAGGAGGUGGCGGAGGAGGUGGCGGAGGAUGUGGCGGAGGAGGUGGCGGAGGCGACGACAGAGGUGCCAGAGGAGGUGUCGAAGGAGGUGGCGGCAACGAGGGAGCUGACGACAAAGGUCACAGAGGAGGUGGCGGCGACGCGGGAGGUGACGACAAAGUUGAGGGGUGUGAGGGUGACUUUCCAGUGCGUGGUCAUACUGCGGUCCCAUUGCCAUCUGACCCAAGCCACGGUCGCGGUUCAUGCGGAAGCUCGAGGAGGGGCAGCCAGUGAUGGGCAGACAAUUCCGGACGGUGAAGGGAAUGUGCCACCUCCUUCCACCGUCGUCUGCACAGGCGCCCACGAGGCACCCAGCGUCGCGGUCCCCUCCAUAGGCGAGGUAGCACAUCCUCCCACGAAUGACGUUGGAUUGGAGGACGGAGAGGUUGCACAUCCUCCCAUGGUUGACAUUGGUUUGGAGGACGAAGAGGUUGCACGUACUCCUAGUUGUGCCCAUGAGAAAGAGGUUGCACGUCCUGCCACGGUCAACCACGUUGGCCUCGCCUCCCCCGCUGACAAUCUUCCGCCCACUGCGGAGUUGCUCGCCAUGGAGUCGGCGUUGUUUGAUCUUCCUGAUGUACCGACUUUGAUUUCUCCCACUUUGGCAUUUGUGGCACCACCAGCGACUGGUCGAGCAAAUGACGCGGAUGGAGUGCGUAGAGGAUUCGACGAGUUCGUCGGCGACACGAUAUUGCAUCCCGCAGUCUCCGCCACUCCCGCCGUUUAUCAUGUUGGGCCACCGCACGCGGUGGACCAGGGUUUGGCGCAGCAGGUGGCACGGAACCGCCGUGGCGGUGUAGGGGCCGUGAUGGAGGUGGAAGAAGGGUUGGGGUAGUUGGCUAUGGUGGAUGGGUGUAGGGGGUGGAGGAGGAAGAAGGGUUGAGGUGGUCGGCUAUGGUGGAUGGAUGCGG
Chara braunii is the source of this 3920-nucleotide messenger RNA. Lineage: Eukaryota; Viridiplantae; Streptophyta; Charophyceae; Charales; Characeae. The record is from the annotation of a GenBank genome assembly.